AUGAUGCGCAGACGCCACAAGAAAUCACGCCGGGGAUGUCUGGAGUGCAAGAAGCGGCAUAUCAAGUGCGAUGAAACCCGGCCACGGUGCAUCAACUGCACGACUGUGGAGAGGGAGUGCCAGUACUCGACCCCUGGAUAUCAAUCACCUUCCGAGACCUCCGGGAGUCCCGCGCCGGUAUCUCAACAGACGCCCUUCCCAGGCUCCGUCUCGACCCCUGCCUCGGUGGCGGCCUCGGACCACAGCAUGCCCGCUCCGGCUCUCUCGCCGGAGGCACCGGCACCACCUAUGCUGGACAUGCGAACUUUUCCUCACACUGGGGACAUGAACGGCAAAGUCGACAUCGUGCACAUGCAGCUGUUUUAUCACUACGUGACCAAUCACUCGGUCAUCUAUCCGUUUGUCGAUUACGAUGGUGGACUGAAACGCAUCAUUAUCGAAGUUGCCCUCCGAGAGCCGUUUCUUUUGCACUCGAUCCUCGCAAUGGCAAGCCGGCAUCUGAGCAUGACCGGAACCGGCAACACGGCCUACUACCACGACCUUGCCAUUGAGCUUCAGACGCAAGCCUUGUCUCUAUUCAACAGCUUCAAUGUCGAGCAUUUUGCCCAGUCGAUCGAGCGACGAGUGCCCGUCUUCCUGUUCUCUGCGAUCCUAGGCUUCCAUGCCUUGUGCGACAUGCUGGCGUACCAAGACGACACCUAUUCCUCCAACCUGGCCAGGCUUACAGGAUACUUUCGUCUCCAUCGAGGCAUUCUUUCCGUUAUGGAAGGCCACUGGGAAGAUCUCAAGAAGACAGAGCUUAGCAUCCUCUUUGACCACAUCGUCCCUCGUUGGUAUGAGAUCAGUGAUGAUGACGGGGGCUCGGAUUGCGACGACAUCAAACAACGAAUUCGGGAAUCCCCAGAUCUGGAUGACGGGCAGCGGGAGGCGUUUUUCAAGGUCCUCAAGUAUCUCCAGUGGGUGUUUGAUGCCACGCCCAACUAUCGCAGCCGAGCUCAUAUGUUGUGCAGUUUUGCUGUGAUGAUUCCUAGACCCUUUGUCGACGCUGUCGAGGUAGGCAAGCCUGAAGCGCUGGCCAUACUCGCCUACUUUUAUGUCGCCCUGCAUUUCUGUCGUGACAUCUGGCUGAUUGGAAACUCGGGCCAGUUUCUGUUGACAUCGGUCGCCACUCACCUCAACCAGCUCGGCCCAGAGUGGUCGGCCUGGUUGGAGAAGCCAUGUCAAAUGCUGCGGGAGUCUUUGGAGGAGGACAAACUCAACACCCGGUCCUCUGCCACCAGCAUCGCCUCGGCUUCACCCCUGCCAACCUGGAGCCAUUCAGGACUCGACGAUCCAUGA
This is a messenger RNA of Podospora pseudocomata, 1338 nucleotides long. RefSeq lists its product as uncharacterized. NCBI's taxonomy places the organism in Eukaryota, Fungi, Ascomycota, Sordariomycetes, Sordariales, Podosporaceae. The transcript has 3 exons. Gene Ontology annotation, molecular function: zinc ion binding; DNA-binding transcription activator activity, RNA polymerase II-specific. Gene Ontology annotation, biological process: regulation of transcription by RNA polymerase II. The record is from RefSeq and is a predicted model, not a curated record. Bases 1 to 1338 code for a protein of 445 amino acids.